This is a messenger RNA of Cylicocyclus nassatus, 894 nucleotides long. The record is from the annotation of a GenBank genome assembly. Lineage: Eukaryota; Metazoa; Nematoda; Chromadorea; Rhabditida; Strongylidae.
AUGCUCGGUUCCGUGCUGAAAAUGGUUUUUGCGCUCACAUUGCUUCCAGUACGAUUAGGAUGCUACGCUCUGCGCACGAUUGUCAAAAGUCGAACACCUCAGCGAAGAGGGGAAGGCGCAGCCGCUGCAGCUGUCAAGGAGGAAACUCAGCCAGAAGACAUCGGAGUCGAAUCGAUGGAAAAAGGAGAUGAUGACGCGCACAUGGGUCAGCGCGAAGCCGAAACCAUUCGGAACAACCAGGAAUAUGUCGACGAACUUGUGAUAGAGAUGGAGGAGGCAGCGCCGUUUGAAGAACCGCAAGUAGAGGAAGUCCAAAUGGAAGAACCGAAAAUGGGAGAAAAUGAAGCGCACGCCGACGAACCUCCAAGGAAUGAGGAAGCGAUGGAAAGACCUCAAGAAGCCCGCUUGCGCAAUGAGGAUUUGUUGUCAGCGCUACAAGUGGAGAAGAAGCAAACCCUACAGGCGAUACACGACUUGAACCUGUUGAUCGACGCCCUGGAAAAGGAAAAAACUUGCGGGCCGCGUAAAUACCACAAAGGCGAGAUUCGUAAGGACACGGAAAAGAACAUGUCAUGCGCAUUCUGUAGCGCUGUCGGAUAUCAUUAUUCCGACUCUUGCCCGGGAAGGGAAAGACGAGAAGUUCUCGAAGCGAGCAACAGAUGCGAAACCUGUCUCGAAUACUGCGCUGGGGGAAGUCUUUGUCGAAAAUUUUACACCAAGUGUUUCCAUUGUCGCGAGACAGGGCAUCAUUCCGCCCUAUGCGAACUACCCGACAGAAAUCAGGAGAUUUUCGAUCAAAUUGAAGAAGCAGAGCUAUCGAAGCAAGAAAACUUCCAGCGCCUUAAGCAAAUCGACAUGGAAAUUCAGGAACUCCGCCAGGACCCAUCUCACUAG